CUCUCCCCCACCUUCCACCGUCCAGUCCCGGCUCGCAGCGGGGCGAGCAUCCUCUCCCCAGCGCUCAGCUCGCCUUUGUUUUUUCCGCCAAUCUUUUGCCCAACUUGCUUCUCCCGGUGAUCUGAGAGGGGAAGAGAAAUGGCCCCUAAUCCUCUUUCUGUGAUUCUCUGGCCUUCUCUGCAGCCUCUCCUUGGCUUGAUGGGGAAGCGGGAGAGAGGGAGGGAGGGGGGACGGAGGUGCGGGAAGGAGCCAGAGAGCAGGGACCCGAGCCCCCGCCCCCACCGCCCUCCCGGCCCCUUGAAGGUGUUGCCAGGUGGCGCGUGUCGGAGGGAACUCGCAGACAAACUUGAAAGCAGACCUGUGAAAUGGUCAUCCGGCCUGCCAGCCAGGAGGGACUUUUUCUGCGGCCAAUGCCCAAUGUCACCCUGAACUCAGCCCCAGGUUUCUUCCUGGGGUCCAGCCAGAGAGAGAGGGCUUGAAACCGAGAACGGUCUCUAACGGGGCUUUUGUGGUGGCCCGAGGAGAGAGUGGAACAGAUGGGGCGCUUGUGGCCUCGGCAGCGGACAGGAUGAAGACAGCCUGCUUGCCCUGGCUAAUCGGAGCUCACUGCCUCUUCUCCGUUUAGUGAUCCGGUCUUGCCAGAGCACCUAGCAGGCAUCUUUGGACCAGGCUCCAGUUAAACACCCACAACGGGCAAGAAGGCCCCAGGAACCUGCUUAUCAGAGCCAACAGAGGACACCUCCCUUCUUAUCCUCUGCCUCCAGUUCCCUCAGCCACUUUGGGGCUGGAGUGUUAGCAGAUCCCAACAUCUCCAAGAUUCCUAAUCCUAACCCAGAAAUUUAUUUCCUCUUAGUCACCCACAGGGUCACUGCUGUCGGUCCCUGUCCUCCAAAAGAAGCUGGAAAGUGCCUUGUGCCCCAAAGCACAGCUUUUAAAAACGGGAGUGCCUCCUCUCCCUCGUUGAUAGUGGACAUUGCUCUCACCCUACCCCAUACAGCCCUGCUCAGCCCAGGAGUUCUGGCUUCCCCGAUGUGUUACUCAUUUCCCAUUGAUUCCAGCUGUCGGAUUUGUCUGAAGCAGAGAUAUUUUCUCUUGUGUGGCUGGGUGCCUGUGUCCUUGACUGGGGGCUAAGGCAACAGUUAGCAGAGAGUUGAAUAGAGAGACCCAGGGGCCCAGAGGCUAUGAAGGCGUCCAAGUACUUCUGCUGGGCUGGAAUGAAUGGACCAAGGCACAGGAUUUGGGAACAGCCACGCCUGAGGUCCUCGGUUUUGAAAGGAGACAUCCAUAAAGUUCUAGUGAAGAGCCCCAGAGUCCCGGCCCCUCGGUCCCCCAGCAGAGAGCCGAAGCAGGAUCCUCACAAAAGAACUGAAAACCAAGGAGAGGGCACUGGCAGAUGACGUUGCUCCCGUGGCAGCAUUUGUGCCAGCGGGCUGCUCUCAGUGGAAAAUGGUGGAGGCUGCUGCUGCCCCAGGAGGGAGAAGCACCAACUCCCUGGCUGUGGCUCCAGAAGCCUAGAACUGCUGCGAGGCCUGCCAGAGCAGAACGGGAAUCCGGGGGACAGGGAGACACAGUGCGCCUGGAUGCUGGGAGGGUUGACAGUGAUGGGGGAAGCAGGGAUGGAGGUGACCUCCAUUUCUACCUGGUUCUCGUCUGGGGGGGCCCUGGCCGGGCAGCCCCCCCACAUUUCUCCUGCCCUGAAACACGGCUCUAGCCAACCUGCUCCGCUGCUUCACCUGCGACCGUCUGUGCGGGGGCUGCACGGCGCCAGCCCCUCCGGUCCGCCAGGGCAUCGUCCUCCAGCCUGUCAUGCCCAGCUGUGACCCUGGCCCGGGCCCUGCCUGCCUCCCCACCAAGACUUUCCGAAGCUACCUGCCCCGCUGCCACCGCACUUACAGCUGCGUCCACUGCCGUGCGCACCUGGCCAAACACGAUGAGCUUAUUUCCAAGUCCUUCCAAGGGAGCCAUGGCCGGGCCUACCUGUUUAACUCCGUGGUCAACGUGGGUUGUGGGCCAGCCGAACAGCGCCUCCUGCUCACGGGACUCCACUCGGUAGCUGACAUUUUCUGUGAGAGCUGCAAAACCACACUGGGUUGGAAAUAUGAACAAGCUUUUGAGACAAGCCAGAAGUACAAGGAAGGGAAGUACAUCAUUGAAAUGUCACACAUGGUGAAAGACAACGGCUGGGAUUGAGGGGCCCAGGCAGGCUGUGUCCUUCCUCCGCAUGCCCCACCCUUGACCCCUGGCCCUGCCAAGCUGUCCAUACCAGCAUGAGUACUGCCCCACCCCUGGGGGAAACCCAGUCCAACUAACCCCUCCCCUGAUCCCACCUCAUCACUACCAGACCCCUUUUGGAACAGGGGUUUGGAGUACCCCAGGGGUGUUCAAGGCUCAGGAGUGGGCAGCAGUCAGGGAGAGACAGAACUGGGGAGCAACGAUUGUGGGUCCUUCUAGUCCCAAGAUCCUGAAAAGCUUCUGGAAGGGUGUAGACCCAGGCAGAGAGGACUAUGGGAGGAAUCAGUUUUUUGCCCCACCUCAUUUGAUUAAACAAAGAGGACAAGCGUUUGGUCAUGGGGGCUGGUAGAUCCCAGGCCACAGAAGAACAGAUGGGAGUGAAAUGUUGGCCUCAGAUGCCCAGAGAGGCCAGUCUCUGAGGGGGAAGUUUCCCACCCCCAAGUAUAGGAGAAAGGACUCUGGGGUGGAAGGAAAAACACAAAAUCCCAGGCCCUGGGAAAUAAUAAAAGGAUCACAGAGGUUUCCAUUUCACUCCACUUGUUAAGUUGAUCUUGGCACUGAAGAGGCACUUUCGAGUAUCUAACCUUUGCCGUUGGGUUGGGUGGGGUGGGGAAAGCUGCCCCUGGAAUAGCCCCCACUCCCAGCCCCAGCUGGCCGUUUCCAGGGCGAGCAGUCUUCAUGGGCAUUUUCCAAGGCCCAGCUGCUGCCCCCUGGGGCCCAGUCCCCUGGAGGGGGAGGUGGGAAAUCAGUGCUACGGGGCCGGUCUUUCCCGUGGCUGCCACCAGCGAAUGAAACUUUUUGUAUGAUACAUAAAGUGUUUGGGUCUAUUUUUAAUAAAAAGGGGAAAAGCAA
Choloepus didactylus (southern two-toed sloth) is the source of this 3084-nucleotide messenger RNA. It is a transcript of the gene YPEL4, whose product is annotated as yippee like 4. Lineage: Eukaryota; Metazoa; Chordata; Mammalia; Pilosa; Megalonychidae. The transcript has 6 exons. The coding region runs from base 1807 to 2190 and encodes 127 amino acids. The record is from RefSeq and is a predicted model, not a curated record.